Molecule: messenger RNA, 322 nt
Organism: Staurois parvus
Lineage: Eukaryota; Metazoa; Chordata; Amphibia; Anura; Ranidae
Source: the annotation of a GenBank genome assembly
UGGGCACUGGUGGGUGGCACUGGUGGGCACAUGUGGGCACAUAUGGGUGGGCACAUGUGGGUGGCACUGCUGGGCACAGGUGGGUGCAUUGCUGGGCACAGGAGGGUGCACUGCUGGGCACAGAUGGGCGCACUGCUAGGCACAGGUGGGUGCACUGCUGGGCACAGGUGGGCGGAACUGGUGGGUGGCACUGCUGGGCACUGAUCAUCAGUGCCCUGAUGCUUGGUGCUGAUCCCUGCUUUGACAACUGCCGGUUCUCGGCAGUACUUUCCUCACACUCUGACAGCGUGAGGAAAGUGCAGCCGAGAACUGGCAAUUGCAU